AUGUACGCUCGCUGUUUGAGCGCGUGCUUUUAUGAUUAAAUCUUAGUGGUUUUUCGUACGGGAGGCAUUUAAUUAUCUACUCUUUUUUUGUUUUUAGUUGGUACAAUUAUUCGAGCGAUUCGGAAGUCAUACAGAAUGAGAGUGACAACUGUUAGAAAUAUAAAAUUGGAUAUAAACAUUGAAAAUUUCAUACCAACCGGUCACUUAAAGAGAAUUGUGCUACAGGUCGUUUUCAACAAUCUUUGAAGAACGAAAUAAUGAACGUUAAAACUGUAAAAUGUCAGAGUGAAUUUAAACUUUCAAAAUGAUUGUAAAAUGGGUAAAAUUUUACAGCAAAUGCUUGGUUUUCUUUUGAUUUCGGUUCUCUUAGCAUUUAGUGAAGGCUUUCCACAGAUUAAUGACCGUAAUUUACGGAGUGGAAAUAAAAAGGAAAACUUGAUGAUUAAAGAAAUAAUCAGCGAGGUUAGGAAUAAAGCGGAGGCUAUUGAACAGGAGGACAAAAAUGAAGAUAACUACGUGUUGGAGAUAAUUGGUGCUAAAUUUAAAAAAAGAAAUACUUUCAAUCCAAAAAUUGAAAAGGUAUUUCGGACAAUCCGUGGUUUCACAGAGAAAACUAUAGCAAAUAUGUUAAAAUAUUAUUUAAAGAAUAAAAGAAGAUAUCACGAGACGAUCAUCGACAAUGCCGAUGUUAUAUUAGGUGAUAGUAAAACAAAUCAAAAGAUGCAAAAUAAUUUUACGGCAAUGCCUGUAGUUGCAUUGGCAAAGCCAGCGUCGGUUACUAAAUAUACAGGCGUUAGCAAAAAAUCUGAGGAAACAUUUGGUGUAGACACUAUCAAAAUGCCGGCACCGGCAAAAUCAAAAGUGGACCGAUGGCUUCCCGGACUUCGGAAUUACCGACGCCGGCGGUCGUUUUUCUCGGAUUUUGGAUUUGGGCUUGAGUCUGCUUUUGAAAAUGACGAUACAGAGGUUGUAUUUGGUGCUCACACUUCCCCCUGUGAUUAUGUUGACAGACACUAUUGUUUAAAUGGUGGCACAUGUGUUUUUCUUGGAGCUUUGGAGGUGAAAACCUGUCGGUGUAAGAUAGGGUACACGGGUCUUCGAUGUGAAAUGAUAAACCAAGAAUUCCUGUUAGCACUUCUUUCUGAAGAGUUUGGGUAGACCAGUGAAGUUACAGCAUUCUUGGUUUCGACUUCUAACGGGUACAAGACAUGUUGUAGAGGUUACACUAAUGAAAUAGCGUAUUUGCAUCGCUUACUACUGGUUAAAUGGCAAGUUAUUCGUUACGGAAAUACACCAAAACACAACUACAGACAGUUUAAAACACGACUACAGACAGUUCAAAACACACCUACAGACAGUUCAAAACACAACUACAGUGCUGAACGCAUUAAAUGCGAAAUUAAUCCAAAAUGUUUACUGUCAUAAUUGUAUUUUUAAGUUUUCAUUUCAAUAUAAAUUCUGAAAAAAGUGAUUUGAAUUCUUUAUACUAGUACAUAGUAUACAUAUACAUUCAGUUUACUAGUACUCGUAGAACUAUUCAUAUUUCUUUCAUAUAAUUAUAAAGAAUUUUGUGUCGAUUUUUGGAAACUUUGUAUUUUAAAACAUCCUGACUACAUUUUUGGCCAAAAUACUGAUCGUAAGUGCUAUUCCAUGCAUUGUAUUUUCAAUGUAAAUUAAUACAUUUCAUGCAGAAUUGUUUUAUUAGAGUGUAAUUGCAAAAUAAAGUUACAUACAUUAGAUAUAAUUAUAUUCAAUUACUUCUAUUAUAAAGCUUACAACCAGUGUCAAAACCCAAUGUGCAACAUGAUAUAUAACAUGUGCAUUAAAGACAGUGAACAGUGUUUGAAUUAAGUUUAAACACACAAAACUAUUUAAAGUAAUAUAUUGUGGAAAGAAUUAUACUUAUAUGUAAACAUGACCAUGGUGUAAUUGUUUUUAUUUAAUAUGUAUAUAUGAUAAACAUUGAUCAAUAAAUAAUUGUUAGUAUC
Ruditapes philippinarum (Manila clam) is the source of this 1988-nucleotide messenger RNA. RefSeq lists its product as uncharacterized. Bases 316 to 1158 code for a protein of 280 amino acids. The transcript has 4 exons. Lineage: Eukaryota; Metazoa; Mollusca; Bivalvia; Venerida; Veneridae. The record is from RefSeq and is a predicted model, not a curated record. Gene Ontology annotation, biological process: epidermal growth factor receptor signaling pathway; positive regulation of mitotic nuclear division; positive regulation of cell population proliferation.